Messenger RNA from Darwinula stevensoni, 990 nucleotides. The record is from the annotation of a GenBank genome assembly. NCBI's taxonomy places the organism in Eukaryota, Metazoa, Arthropoda, Ostracoda, Podocopida, Darwinulidae.
AUGACAAAAGCAUCAAAGAUGGCUUAUUUUGUGAUCCAGGAAGAGCAACAAGGGCGAACCAAAGUGGCAACCUUUCUUACCUCUUUGGGAGAUCACAGUGUUGCGAUUGGCGCUGCUCCGACUGACCCAAACUCAAAGAGGACUAGUGGUGCUCAAAUGGCUACUCUGUUUGGUGUCUAUCUUCCAUGCUUGCAGAACAUUUUUGGAGUCAUUCUCUUCAUUAGAUUGCCAUGGAUUGUUGGCACUGCAGGCGCUUUACAGGGUUUCAUGAUUGUCUUCACAUGCUGCUGUGUUACACUUCUGACAUCCAUCUCAAUGAGUGCAAUAGCUACAAAUGGAGUGGUACCAGCUGGGGGCUCGUAUUAUAUGAUAUCACGAGCCCUGGGCCCGGAAUUUGGUGGAGCUGUCGGUCUGCUCUUCUAUUUUGGCACAACAGUUGCAGGCGCUAUGUACAUUAUUGGAGCUGUUGAAAUUCUUCUGCUCUACAUAGCCCCUGGCAUGUCUGUUGGCGGAGAUAUUCAAGUGGAUCUAGAAGCCCGUUUCAACAACUUCCGUCUUUAUGGCACUGUCUUGCUUUUUCUUCUUUGUUGUAUCAUCUUCAUUUUGGUCAAGUUGGUGAAGAAGUUUGCAAGUGUGGCUCUUGCUUGCGUGCUCUUGUCCAUAUUGGCAAUCUAUGUAGGAAUAUUCGUGAAUGUGGAUGGGAAUGACAGCCUGAUGAUGUGCUUAUUGGGUACUCGCCUCCUCAAUCAAGACAAAAUUGGAGGGAAUUGUUCGAAGGAGUUUGGAACCCCACUCUUCAUGUCCCUCUGUUCAUUAAAAGAUAAUACUUCUAAUCCUGACAGUGAAAGCAGUUAUGAAUGCGAUCCAUACUUCAGUGAGCACGAUGUUCGGUUGGCCCCUGGCAUCCCUGGACUAGGUUCCACCGCCUUUCUAAUUCACAAAAGAUCUUGCCUGGGAUUCGGGAGCGAUUUGAACAGCAAGUUUCAAUAG